Trachymyrmex septentrionalis is the source of this 1343-nucleotide messenger RNA. Its product is annotated as cytochrome b561-like. Gene Ontology annotation, molecular function: oxidoreductase activity. Lineage: Eukaryota; Metazoa; Arthropoda; Insecta; Hymenoptera; Formicidae. The record is from RefSeq and is a predicted model, not a curated record. Bases 286 to 1029 code for a protein of 247 amino acids. The transcript has 5 exons.
AAUUUGUUCACUUUUGUAAUUUUUAUUUUAUUUCAAAACACACAAUCGACUUCCAGAACUUGGGAUGGAAAAAGAACAGACCUUGAGCACACAUAGCUGAGCGUGUUCCUGAACGCACCUGUAUAGGUGAGAGAUAUCAGGUGAAAGCCUUCUCUUAUCUCGGAAAAAAAAAUCAAUAAUGUUCCCUGUCACGUGACGUCACACGAAGUGAACGCAUGGACAGGUCUCGCGAUACUUGUUGAUCUUAUCCGGUAAGUAUCAUUUUACAAGAGUUGUACCAGGGAUAUGGAGCAAAUAAGAGAGUCACCCUCUCAAAUUCAAUCUCAUUCUCUGGAAGGUUUCAUUCCUCUUCUCACUCUUACUGAGGGAUGUGGCGCGCUUCUUAUAAUCUUGAUGGCUGUGUGGACAGGAUAUUAUAGACAAGGUUUCUCAUGGAGAUCUAAUCCGAAACUCGAAUUUAACUGGCAUCCUUUAUUAAUGACUAUAGGGCUUGUAUUUUUAUAUGCCAAUGCCAUGCUUCUCUAUAGAACGCAAAGAAAUGUUCGCAAGCGGCGACUAAAGUUAACUCAUGCAGGAAUGAUGUUAUUUAUUAUAUUGUUAGUGGUGAUCGCUUUAGUAGCCGUUUUCGACAGUCACAAUCUUGCUCCGACUCCUAUACCAAAUAUGUAUUCCCUACAUAGUUGGGUUGGAUUGACUACCGUAAUAUUAUUCUGCUGUCAGUGGGUCGCUGGAUGUGUUUCCUUUCUUUAUCCCGGAUUGCAAACUCCAUUACGAGUUUCUUAUAUGCCAUUGCAUGUAUUUUUUGGCAUUGCUGCCUUUGUGGGCGCAAUUGCUUCGUGCUUGUUGGGACUUAACGAGAAAGCGUUCCUUGCAUUACCAGAAUAUUCAGCUUUUGUCAGUGAAGGGAUACUGAUAAACUUUAUAGGAUUGCUGCUCGUAUUGUUUGGAGGCUUAUCUGUAUACUUAGUAACACAGGAACGUUAUCGGCGUUUAUCGAGAUCUGAAGAUGAAGUUCUGUUAUCCGGUUAAUAUACGAAUUAUGAUGUGUUGCCAGAUUUGUUCAUCGAUAUAAACAACUGGAUUACUAUUCCAAACUUAAUAAGUAUUUACUUAAUAAGUAUUUACUACAAAUUUCUUAUGUGAGUUUUCUUAUGUUAAUUUCAUAAAUAAGAUUGAUCCAAUUGAUUGGAGCACAUACACAAAAAAAAGAAUAAAAAAACAAUGGCCGCGUUUAUGUCAGACAAAGCUGCCAGCUGUUUUACUGAGUGAUAGAACAUGAUUGAUUAGACUGUUGACAAAAAUUCUCAAUGUUUUUAAGAAUUUUUCAGAUUUUAAAGGAACAU